This is a messenger RNA of Caenorhabditis auriculariae, 677 nucleotides long. NCBI's taxonomy places the organism in Eukaryota, Metazoa, Nematoda, Chromadorea, Rhabditida, Rhabditidae. The record is from the annotation of a GenBank genome assembly.
AUGAUCGACAUUAUUCCAAUUGCUGUGAAAAGCAAACAGAAAGCAACUGAACGUGGUAUAAAAGAGUCUGGAGAGCGGUCGAAGAGUAAACGCGAAAUGAAACUCUUCAUCACCGCUAGUGUAUUUCUUUUCUCCCUUGUGCAGGUUUUCUGAUCAGAAAACUUGUUUCGUAAAGUCUUCUUAAGGGGUGUCCUCCGACUCCAGCUCCAACUUCAGCACCCGAAGAACAGCCGGACUUUGUCGCAGAAGGGCCGUCUAGAGUCUUCAAAAGAGCUGCUGAAGGAACUCUCGUGCUGGUCACCAUCGUCACGACCAAGCCGUUCGACCCAUCCGUCAACGACGCCAACGCCCGAAGCAUCUACGCGGCCGUACGUCUUCUACCUGACUGUCUCUUGACGUCUUCUGAUUGCAGGUUGAAGGAUUCGCCGCCGAGAACAACGUCCAGCUGCCCCAAGGCGACCAUCUCAGCCGGAUGGCGACGAACAACGGCGGCAAGCUGGCCGUCAAGCUCCUCGUCAAGGAUCCUUCUGCCUCCUGUGAAGCCGUCAACCAGUCCGUCUGGGUUUCAGAUGAUGUCGUUGAUGGUCAACUUCAGAUUCGCUCGGGCCGCCAAACAAAGCGUCGCCGAGGUCAACUACACCACCAUCAACUGCGAAGGAAGCACCACCGUCGUUUAG